This is a messenger RNA of Penicillium nucicola, 3003 nucleotides long. RefSeq names its product MFS transporter. Gene Ontology annotation, biological process: transmembrane transport. The record is from RefSeq and is a predicted model, not a curated record. The transcript is spliced from 4 exons. NCBI's taxonomy places the organism in Eukaryota, Fungi, Ascomycota, Eurotiomycetes, Eurotiales, Aspergillaceae. Gene Ontology annotation, molecular function: transmembrane transporter activity. The coding region runs from base 1 to 3003 and encodes 1000 amino acids.
AUGCAGGCGAUUUUUCAACGCCGUGAUAUUCGGCGAAAACUUCAGAAACAGUUUGUUACCAAGUACGAAAAGCCUGAGAAUGUGUGGACUCACGAAGGUCGUUAUUCUUACCAAGAUGGAGAGAUUCACACAAUCUCCCGCGAACCAGAAGAUGAUUUACCUGCCCAGCGCAGGAGAGAGCACGGCCAUCGCACCAUCAUGGGCGGACCGGCUAUACAUCCACGUCAUUCGGUUCGAGCUCAUUUGGAAAGAGACGGAGACGUUGAGAGAGCGGAUUUCGACCCGGAACUCCAAACCGAUCCACAUACUAUCAACACGCAUGAGACUCUCGGUGCGACUGCGAAUAUGAUGAUUACCGGAAUCGAACGAGCUCGACCAGGCACUAGCUCAUCCACUGGCGUCUCGGCCGGUUCUUCAGAGAUGGGAUUAGGGGAAGAGUUCGAGGGUGAUGACAUUGAAAGGAUCAAGAAGAACAAACUCAUCAUCGUGACUUACGAAGGUGAAUGUGAUUCAAUGGAUCCUCACAAUUGGUCCUUCAGAAGUCGACUAGCAUACACUCUAAUAACGUCGGGGACCGCAUGUGUGAUUUUCUGGUCUUCCACGAUUGAUGCCACCGCUCUCGUUUCGACCAGGGCACUCUUUCAUACAAGUUUCAAAGUCCAGACGUUACCAACCACUCUGUUUCUCAUCAUGAAUGGCCUCGGCGCUCUGGUAGCAGCACCGAUCUCUGAGGUCUUCGGACGCACCCCCAUAUACAUACCCAGUAUCAUCUUGUUCAUGUUGUUCAACAUGGGCGCAGGUCUAUCUCAGACUGCAGUACAGCGUAUUGUAUGCCGCGCCUUCGCUGGGCUAUUCGGUUCUGCUCCUGCGGUUUUGGCGGCGGCAACUCUCGUGGACAUUUGGUCACGCAUUGAGCGAGUGUACAUGUUCCCCCUGUUUUCUGUCAUUGCUUUUACGGGACCUCUGGUAGGACCGACGCCGGGGGCAUUUGUAGUGGAAUCCAAAACUCAAAGUUGGCGCUGGGUCGAUUGGAUUACCAUUAUAUUUGCCUCAAUCGUGCUGAUGCUGGUUGUCCUCUUCUUACCGGAAACAUACAGCCCGAUCCUUCUAGACUGGAAAGCAAAAGAGCUCCGUCGUAUGACUGGCGAUGACAGAUUUCGAGCGCCGCUAGACUUCAAACGAGUCUCAUUCCUACGCCGUCUACGCAACUCAUUGUAUCGACCGAUCCUUCUCUUCGUGACAGAGCCGAUUAUCAGCGUCCAUGCAUUGUACCUGGCCGUCGAGUUUAUUAUCCUGUACACAUUUCUCGCGGGAUAUGUCUCCAUCUACAUGAAGAUAUACCAUUGGAGCGCAGGCUUGACCGCAGUGGCCUUCCUAGGCAUCGAAGUUGGAGUUCUUCUCGCCGUGCCAGCUGUCCCAUUGGCAAUGUACUUUCUCCGGAGGGAAAUUGUCCGCAGUCGCGCUCGAGGUCAAAUUCGCCCAGACCCUGAAAUAAGUCUGUAUAUGGGUAUGUUUGGUGCACCAGCCAUCUCAAUCUCCAUGUUCUGGAUGGGCUGGACUGCCCGGGAGUCCAUUAGCUUUUGGAGCCCACUUGCAUCAUCGGUGCUUCUAGGCUUUGGGGUGCUGUGCAUAUUUGUUUCAUCAUAUCAAUAUAUUGCUGAUUCGUUUGAGCUGCAUGCUGCCAGUGCUCUGGCGAGUUUGCAGGUCUUGCGUCUUGUUGCUUCCGGUGUCAUGGCAAUCAUCUCGGAAAUCAUGUAUAUGCAUCUGGGUGUUGCUUGGACUUUGACUGUUUUGGGAUGUAUAUCUUUGGUGUUCCUCCCUGUACCUUUUCUUUUGUAUUGGAAAGGACCGCAGGGCUACUUCUCUCGGGGUGAGAAUUGGUUCCAUGAAAUCCCCUUCUUGCCUCAUGGAUGGGAGACGACCAAUGUUCAAGGCUCUGGAACCCUCAAACAUGCCGCAAUGAAAGCUCUGUUGCAAGAUCAGUCGCAACUGAAGUCCGAGCUGUUUGAGAUUGUUCCAUGGCACUUGGCAAAAUAUCUCUGGGAUGCUCUCGGCAGAUGCAACAAACAGACAUUACACAUGUGGAAACUCAUGGCCACAAUGUACCCUGCAGAAUUUCUUCACAUCAGUCCCUAUUACUGUCUUUGCACUGGUAGCCCAAGAGAGCCAAUAAAAGCUUACAUGGGGAUGCUGAAUACCAAAGACUUCCGUUGGCGAGCAGUCCUGACACUUGCAUCCACAUAUUGCUCUCUGACAGAUUUUUCGGGUAUCCCAAACAUUAAGAACCUGGUCGCCCUAGAAAUUUGCAAGUCCCAAGAAAUCCAGAGCAGCAUUGAACAAAGAUCUGUUAGCAAGGAACAGAGUUCUUUGCAAGAUGGAUCUGUGCGUGGUUGGGUCGAAAUGUGGCAGUUUACCAGGGCACUACAACAUCUCCGGAUCCUCAGAAUCUAUCAUCAACAAGAGAUAACCGCAGCUGCCUUGAGGUCUCUUCGCGAGCUACCAGAGCUCCAGCUUGUGGUCAUGUAUGGAUGUAACAAGAUCACAGAAGAGAUCUCAAGACACCGAAAACCUUCCAACAAUAUGCUCCCAAUUGAAGGCUGGUCAGCUAGCAGGCUUGACUGGCUACCACGGGAAAAAGCACUGGCAGAUCUAGGACCAUUGCUAGAUGUGUACAAAUCCAGCCUUGAAACCGUUGCUGAUACAGAUGGACCACAAAAGCAAACCUCGACAUUGGAUACAAAUCUCCCGAUCCUGGAAUUUCAACUCCCAACAGCCAACCAUCACAAUCCGGAGCGGGUGGCACAGCGUGCUCUGUAUAGACCUAAAUCGGUUGUACUUUUCACUCGGGACACUGUAUUACAAAAUUUUGAUCAGGAGAAGAAGCAGCGAGAGAGGGCAAAGAAGCGGUCUGAGCCGGUGGAGGGACCUAAUCCCCGUGCCAAGAAGGCUGUUAUGAAAGAUAAAGGGAGAGAUCUCUCCAUGACAUUAAGUGAAUUCUUUUGA